AAAAAUAUUUCUUAAUAUAAUCGAUUAGGGUUUUAAUUUCAAAGUUAUCUACCACGCUGAAUCAAUCUUCAAUGUGGAGGAUAUUUACAAAAGACAAUUCAGAACUUGAAAAAGCAGAAUAUAAAGCCAUUGAAGAAGUGGAGUCUGAACAAGAAACCGCUCUUCACAGAUGUUUCAACUUACGAGACAUUUGCCAAUAUGAGAGGAGACAGCCAAAGGUCACCUCUACUGACAGAUAGUGUGGAUAACGAUAUUUCAAAGCAAACACAUAUCUACCCUCCACUGGAUGCCAGCAAUGAUGAUUUUGACUCAGAAUCGAACGUGAGUAGUGAGGGGGAGGAAAUACAAAUUAGAAGAGACGGAGGACAUACUACAAGCAACAUCGGGACAUUGAUGCAUCUACUGAAAGGCAACAUUGGAACUGGACUCCUCGGGUUGCCAUGGGCGAUAAAACAUGCCGGGAUCAUAGCUGGCCCGAUCAUGCUUCUAAUAAUGGCCGUCAUAUGUGUGCACUGCAUGCAGGUCUUAGUAAAAUGCUCGAAACAUUUUUGCAGGAAGCUCGGCAUCUCUUCUCUCGAUUAUGGUGAAGUCAUGAUGCAUAGUGUCGAGUACGGUCCAAUACGUCAACUCCAACCACAUAAACAUAAAGCAAAAAUGAUAGUGAACGUCUUCCUUAUGAUCACACAACUUGGGUUCUGCUGCGUUUAUUUUGUAUUCAUGGGGCAGAAUAUAAGACAGGUUGUAGCAUUAUACUGGAAGAAUGCACCAGAGGAUCGAAUUUUUAUGGCAAUGUUAGCUCUACCUGUCGUAUUACUGACGUUCAUUCGCAAAUUAUCAAUCCUUGCCUGGUUCUCGUCUGCUGCCAAUAUCGCUACAAUCAUAUCAUUGUGCAUCAUCUUCAGAUAUAUUUUACCGGAUCUACCGUCAUUUUCCUCUCGUCCGUUUGUUGCUAGUUUAUCUGAAGUGCCAAUGUUCUUUGGAACAGCUAUAUUUGCCUUCGAAGGAAUUGGAGUGGUUCUGCCGAUAGAAAAUGCGAUGCGAACUCCCGAGCAUUUCCCUUUAAUCAUCUACCUUGGCAUGGCCCUGGUGACUUGCCUAUAUACGAGUGUGGGAAUCAUCGGCUACCUCAAGUUUGGCGACGCUAUUUGUGGAAGCAUAACAUUAAAUCUGCCUGUCGGAGAUCCGUUUUACGAACUUGCAAAGAUUCUGUUUUCAUUUGUAAUAUUCGUAAGUUACGCUCUACAAUUCUACGUCCCGUUUGAGAUAAUCUGGCCAGCGAUGAAAUCAAAAUGUCAGCCUCGCAGUGUUUGGUGCGAGUUGUUCACGAGGAUGACGCUUGUCAUUAUGACAUGUUUAUGUGCGAUUGCAAUUCCAAACAUCGGUGAUUACAUCGCACUAAUUGGGGCUUGUUCCUCCUCGUUUUUAGCGUUGAUUUUUCCCCCGAUUAUCGAAUCUAUGACAUUUCAUAGCAAAGCUGGGGAAACCUAUGUUGAAUACACGAGCCCUUCUGAACAAGACUUCGCUGCAGAUGACGCAAGCCAGUCAUUGAUUAAUUCUGAAAAUGCGAAUAAAAGUCCUCCAAAGCAACGUUCGUAUCCGAUAUCACAAAACAGUAAAGGACUCAGCUGUUUUACCAUUUUUAAAAACGUACUGAUCCUCUCGUUCGGAAUUAUCGGUUUUAUCGCUGGAAGUAUCGUAUCAGUAAAAGACAUAAUUUACGACUUGCAACACCAUUCACAAACGGACGCGUGUAGUGGAGGCCUCGGCCCGAAUUCUACGAUAACGACUGCAGCUCCUUUUAACCACAGCACAGGAUUUCUUACUUCAACAAUAUCCCCGUUUAAUACGACUUUACAUGAUUUAGUUACAAUGCAUGGCAGGCCUUGAAAAUUGAAUCUUCAUGAUGGAAAUUCCUCUCAAUGAGUUGUUUUUCCUGGCAGGAUAGUUUGUAUUUUUCAAGUCUCAAGUCAAUCACUAUCUACUGGCCCUGGUCCAUAAUAAUGACAGAAAAUCAAAAAUUCCAUUUCUGAAAAAUGUGAUUGAUUAUGGAUUAGAUGGACUUGGUUUUAUGGAAAUGAACUUGAUUAUGGAAAACUUGUAAGAUAAUUGUGUUUUAGUAAUAAUAAUUAUGAAGCAGGCAUCUACAGCCCUGCCUUUGGUGUUUUGGAGCUGUUAUAAGGCCAUAUAUAUUGCCCUAAUUUUUGAACUUUUCAAAUUUUGUGCCCAAACAAUCCUACAAGUAUUACUUCUUUAUAUCAGAAUAAAUAGAAUAUUUUCUGUCUAAUGGCUACAAAAAACUAUUUUCAAUUAUUAUAUUUUGUCUGUUUGAAUAGAGUUUUCUAUAUUCAUGGGGUUCUUUCCCAAAUUUGAAUUUAAAAAUUCAAUACAGGGUGCUUGCUAGAAAAACAGAAAAUUUGUCAAACAGUUUUUUUUUUUUAUUACAAAUGAUGAUUUGAAAACGAGCGUUAUCCCAUUUGGAACGGUAUACCACAAGUUAACCUUCAAAAUGCUACACGAACUUGGAGCUAGGUUAAAAGUAAGACAAUGAUCUGAAAUGCUUGGACGACAUUUUGAGCAUCUAUGAGUGUAAUUACCAUUUCCUCUUAAAAAACUCGUAAAAGUUACUCUUUGUAAAAAAUGAAUAGCUGUUUGACAAAAUUUCUGUUUUUCUAGCGACUACCCUGUAUAUACAUUUCCUCAAAACAGUCCAUUCAAGUUUCCCCCCUUUUGGGUUGAACCCCCCAAAUGUGAUCUGCACUGACUAUGUCCAAAUAAGCUAAACUUAAUGUUCAAGGCAAAUCAAAGUGCUCUUUUUAUUUAAAUAUUUAAGGAUAAUCUAUUUGAUCUUAAUUUUUUUUAUUGAAAUUGCAAUUUUCUUAUUUUUGCUACUUUUUAGUAGCUUAGUGCAAUAACAUUGCUAUCUAUCGUAUAGUACAGGAUUAAUUAAUUAAUUAAAGUCGUUAAGUUAGCCACGGUUGGGCUAUAAUAAAAAAUAUUUUGUGCUUGUCAAAUAAAUAUUUUUCUGGAUGAUUGAUUACGGGAAUUUACAAUUGAUGUAUCGAGCAGUUGAGAUCUUGUUCUCAACAGGGGGUUCGUGGCCCGCUGCCAAAAGAGAAAUCAAUCCAUGAUUGUUAUGGUAAAUUGUGGUGACACAAAAUAACAAAAAGAAUCUAUUUCAAAAGAGGAUGAAAAGGAGGGAACUUUUUUUAAGAAAUACCGGGUGUCCAUAAAGUCCCUUUACAAUUUCAAUUUUGUUAUGAAGUCAGUUCUCAAUAUAUCUUAACCAGGUUUGUUGUUUUUUAAUCAAUAAUUGUUCAAGUAUUUUUACUUCAUUUAAUACAUCUGCGAGGGACAAAAUUUACUUUGCAAUUUUGAAAUUUUUUAGGACUUUAUUAACACCCCAUAUUUCUUUCAAGGCCGUAGAAUCAGAGAAAGGUUAUAUAUAUAUAUGACUUUGGAUUCGGGAAUUUUUUGAGUUGUGAUGAACCAUCCAUUUCAAUUGUUGUUGUAUUGUUUUCUAGCAAUUUAUGAUUUGUGUGGUGUGCUCAGUCAUGCUUGAAUCAAGAAAUUGUAAGAAUGAUAAUGUGAUGCUCUUAAAAAAUUUUCUUGUGAGUUUAAUUUGUCGCUAUUUAGAUCUUGUUAUUUAUAUCAGGUCUGCAAAUUGAAGAUUUUGCUGGAGAAUAUUCAGCCAUUUACAAGCAAAUUUUUAAAUUCCAAAUCAUAUUUCUGAAUUUUAUUAGCUAGCUGAGAGAUACUAAAUUUCAGUUUUCGCGAAUCUGAAAAUAGAGUAGGAAAUCUGAAAUCCUCCCCCCUCAAGAAAAAAUAAUAACACCUCCAAACUCUGACUCUAAAGCCUUACUUUAUUUUGUGAUAUCACAACUAUUCUUAUCAAGCUUCGUUCCAAACUAGCACUUGUAAACACUAUAUUUUAUUGCGAAAGUUAUAUAUAUUUCUGAAUUUGAACUAUUUUCAAGUCUUAUCUUAUUCUCAAUAUGUCUUGAUUAUUGUACCAUAAUAGUGGGGUUUAUUUGCUAAUGCCAUGGAAAUCACCUCAUAAAAGGCAUAAAGUGAACCAAACAUACAAAAUAUUCAAGCAGUGGUCCUAAUUUACCGUUUGUACAGACCCUAGAGACCAGGUCCAUGCAUCUUGAUCGAAUGAUUUGAAUUUUCCCAAACCUGACAUGGACUGGUAAUCGAAUCAAAGGCUGUGAUUCACAAUAUUAUUAAGCCAUUAUAUCAGCUUUUCUCUUCUGAGAUAAUGCUGUCUUGAUUUGGUCCCUAUAUUGGUACUCCCAUUGUGUGUGUACCAGAUUAUUGUUAGGCCAUAAUUUUAUUCCGAUUUUCCUUACUUCAGUUCUAUUACGAGUUCGAGGACUGUCUGUGUUAGCCAAGUGAAUAUACCCUCUGCCCAUAGGUUUCAGUCCCUUUACACAACUUGACCUUAAGUAGGCGAACAAAAUUAGUUACUUGCAUAUUGGUACACAUACUUCUAGAGCGCCCCUAUAUUUCUAUCGCCUCGUUUUUAGCAAUGGAAACAGUUAAACCUCAGUUUGCUGUGCGAUAUCAGUUUUAUGUGAAUGCUGAAUUGAAAGGGGAUCAUGACCUUUGUUUUGAAAAUUUUGUAGACAUUUUAGCCAUUUGGUACAAACUCUUAUAUUACAGUGUUUCUCGUUCUUCUAUGAAUAAAAUAUCUUAUGGUCAGA
This is a messenger RNA of Styela clava, 4703 nucleotides long. Its product is annotated as proton-coupled amino acid transporter 1-like. Gene Ontology annotation, molecular function: L-proline transmembrane transporter activity; L-alanine transmembrane transporter activity. The record is from RefSeq and is a predicted model, not a curated record. Gene Ontology annotation, cellular component: vacuolar membrane. Lineage: Eukaryota; Metazoa; Chordata; Ascidiacea; Stolidobranchia; Styelidae. Gene Ontology annotation, biological process: amino acid transmembrane transport; L-alanine transport.